AUCUCUACGGUAACGAACACUGACGUUAGAAAAGUGGGACUAGUUGUAUCCAAAACGUCAUCAGUGAGCGUCGAAAGGAGGUGGCUGAUGUCUUCGAAAAAGCAAAUUGCUGUCGUGUAGAUAUCGCCCGAAUUUCGUCUGAUAUUGCUGAACAGCGGCUACUGGGAUGCCGAAAAAGUUCCUGGGUGAGAACUCCAAGGCGGCUACAGCCAGAGCCCGCAAGGCUGAGGCUAAGGCAGUGGCAGACGCACGCAAGAAGCAGGAAGAGGAUGAUGCCCUGUGGCAGGAAACUGACAAACAUGUACUCAAAAAAGAGCAGAGAAAGGAUGAUAAAGAGAAGAAAAGGAUGGAGUUAUUGGAGAGGAAAAAAGAAUCCCAGCGACUCUUGGAUGAAGAGAAUGCCAGCAUAAAGGGCAAAUCCCAAAAAGAGAGCGGUGGUGGAAAGGUGACUCGAGCCCAGAUAGAGGAAGCUAUUCAUAAUGUCCCUCAGCCUCAGCACAUCAAGCCAAAAGACAAGAGUCAUCUGGAGAUUCCACUGGAGGAAAAUGUGAAUAGAAUAAUUAAGGAGGAAGGUACAGUGGAAGCUCGAACAGUAGAAGAUGCCAUUGCUGUGCUCAGCAUUGCGCCUGAGGACCUGGACCGUCACCCGGAGCGACGGAUGAAAGCUGCUUUCACUUCUUACGAGGAGGCCAACAUGCCUCGCUUGAAGAUGGAAAACCCCAACAUGAGAUUGUCUCAGCUGAAACAGCAGCUGAAAAAGGAGUGGAUGAAGUCUCCCGAGAACCCCCUCAAUCAAAGAUUUGCGGCAUACAACUCCAAGUGAAGGCACUGAUGUUCCCCAUCAGCGCAUAGCCUCCAUUGGAAACUGUCUUGUGCACCUUGAAAACUUUUAAGUGCAAAACUGACUUAAUUUAUCCAAAAAUUGAGUCUUGCUUUAGGGAGCAUCUUUUUUUUUUCCCCCCUCAUACUUUACCUCCUUUCAUGCUGCCUUUCCAUAAUUUGGAUGUGUCAGAUGCCUAAAGGUAGAGCCGGCAUUUUAUUCGACCUGUGCCUUCCAUUCAAAAUUCACCUAAAGGAAACAUUCCUGACAGUUGAUGCAGCUUCCUACUUACAAAUAAUUAGAUGCAUAGCGACGUCAGUCCCCAGGUCUGGUGCGACGUAUACAAUGCUUGUCAAAAAGAGACUUCUGCUUUCAAGCAAUAGGGCGGAGGGGGAAGUGACUCUUGGGUGUCAUUCUCUGGUUCUGACAUCCCACUAUCCCCUUUCAUAUGGGCUGUUGUACCUCUGAUAUGUUUCUGAUGUGAAAUAGUAAGCCGGGCAACUUGCAGGUUGACAUUAAUUCCCCCGGCUAAAAAAAAAAAAAAAAAAAAGGACAAAAAAAAAGACAGUGUCAGCUUUGAUGGGCAGUGUGAAAGGUGUUUGGACAAGCAGAAUUCAGUUAACCAUGCAAGACUAAUGUGAAUUGACAUUCUCAUGACAUUGUUUUAACACACUUAAUAGAGGUUGGAUUCCACAAGCUUUCACACUAACUUAUUAAAGUCAAACAUCCAGUUAUCAUCCCAUGAUUCGGUGUAAAUUUGAGAACAAAUGGUCAUCUUUUUCCUGUGUGAUUUACAAAAGAGUUCUGUUUCAGACAGUAAGUUGUUCUUAAGUUCAGUCAUUUGUUAUUGCUGUCCACCCUUUAAUAUUACUACGCGUUCGAGUGGCUGAAUUGAGCAUCCGCCAGCUCCUCCACCAAACUAUGUGGCCGUUGGGUUGCUGUGAUUUUUAAGGUCUUAUUUGGCCUGAGAUUAAAGUGAAUGAUGACAUCCGA
Messenger RNA from Syngnathoides biaculeatus (alligator pipefish), 1813 nucleotides. It is a transcript of the gene ccdc124, whose product is annotated as coiled-coil domain containing 124. The transcript has 5 exons. Gene Ontology annotation, biological process: transcription by RNA polymerase II. NCBI's taxonomy places the organism in Eukaryota, Metazoa, Chordata, Actinopteri, Syngnathiformes, Syngnathidae. Gene Ontology annotation, cellular component: nucleus. Bases 167 to 823 code for a protein of 218 amino acids. The record is from RefSeq and is a predicted model, not a curated record. Gene Ontology annotation, molecular function: transcription coactivator activity.